Messenger RNA from Drosophila albomicans, 1025 nucleotides. RefSeq lists its product as uncharacterized. The record is from RefSeq and is a predicted model, not a curated record. Bases 294 to 1025 code for a protein of 243 amino acids. The transcript has 3 exons. NCBI's taxonomy places the organism in Eukaryota, Metazoa, Arthropoda, Insecta, Diptera, Drosophilidae.
AUAUGAAUGAAUUUCCAAGGUUUUUUUUAUUUCUAGAAACAUUUGUUUCUGCUCUGAAGCUUAAAUUUUAAAGCACGUUUAAUGAUUAGCUACCGGAACUUGUGGAUUCGUUUAGCUAAAAAUAUGUUAUUUAUAUUAUAGCUGAUUGUUACAAGUCAUAAAAUUCGUUCUGAUAGCUAAAGGCAGCCUCUAUAUACAUGGAUUUAAAUUAGCUUCAACUUGGCGGCGAACUAUGCACAAAGUUUAGUUGUUAUUAGGCACGACUGGCAGACGCUUGUCAACUUUGGAUCAUUAUGGAAAAGAGAAUACAAUUAUUUGUUGUAUUCCUUACAAUUGUCGAGAUAUCGACAGUGUGCUCACAACCAACAGAAAGCGAAUUUAAUUCAACAACUAAUGCACUUUCAGUGAUAUCAAAUUUGGAAUAUCAAUUAGCACAGUGUCGAGGAGAGAAUAAAACUCAAACCAUUUCAACCAUAUUACGUGGUAUCCAAAAACUUCAAACGCAUAGCGAAAAUAAUAACAAUAUCGAAAUCAAACUGAAACAAAAAGAUGAGAUAAUCGCAUGCCAAGAAGCUCAGUUAGCAGAUAAAUCAAAUCUUCUGGAUAUACAAGUAUAUAAAACCAGCAAAGCUAAGCAGGAUAUAUUCGAUUACAAAGAGAAAAUCAAAAGCUUGCAAUCAACCAUAAUAUCCCAGAAUACUAUUAUCAACAAAACUAAAGUCGAAAUAAUAGAAUGGAAGUCGAAAAAUAAAAAUAAAAACAGAGAUAUUCAGAAUGAAAAGAAGGAGACGGAAUUAACUCAAGGCGAGCUAAGUAACUGUGAAAAACGAUGUAUUAACAGGAGUAACCAGCUGAAUAAAUCACUGCAAAAAUGGAAGCAUUGUAUUAACUUAGAAGACACAUUUAAGAAAGAUCUUCAGACCAAGGAACUUGACUUAAAGGAAUGCCAGAAGCAGACAAUUUCUCUGCCCACCUCGUGUUUGAACAUUACGAGACAGGGUACUUAUGAGAUAGAACUAAACUAA